Molecule: messenger RNA, 880 nt
Organism: Propithecus coquereli (Coquerel's sifaka)
Lineage: Eukaryota; Metazoa; Chordata; Mammalia; Primates; Indriidae
Gene: ARHGAP27
Product: Rho GTPase activating protein 27
Exons: 2
Coding region: 24-560 (178 amino acids)
Source: RefSeq, a predicted model, not a curated record
UGCAGGAAAACGCCGCGGCAGCGAUGGCGGCGGACGUCGCGGGGGACGUGUACGUGCUGGUGGAGCACCCCUUCGAGUACACCGGCAAGGACGGACGCCGCGUGGCCAUCCAGCCCCACGAGCGCUACCGGCUGCUGCGCCGCAGCACCGAGCACUGGUGGCACGUGCGGUCCUCGGCGCCCGUGCGGCCAGCGCAGUCCCUGGACGACCUGGCACGCGCCACCGCCAUGCCUCCUGCCGGCCUCCUCGGGAGCGCGGGCAGCUUCAAGGCCUGCAGCGUGGCGGGCUCCUGGGUGUGCCCGCGGCCCCUAGCGCGCAGCGACUCGGAGAAUGUCUACGAGGCCAUCCUGGACGUGCGCGGCCCGCAGUGGGAGGAGAGCCCGGAGCAGGUAUGCGGCGGGGGGUGGCCGCGCCUGCACGGAGCUGGGGCGAGGAGACCUGCUGGGCUUAGCGUCCCUUUGGAUGCUCGCCACUGUGUCCGCCCACUUCGGACGAGCUUACUUUCCCGGUGGGCAGGGGCCUUCUCUGAGUCUCCUCCCCGCUCCACACCUUGGCUCUGACAGUGGGAACUUUCCAUGAAGCUACUUACGCUGUCUGACAACUUUCUUGGCCGCUUUCUCCCCAGAAUCUGUCCACAGGGAGGCAGAGAGCCUGGCCUUUGGGGCACAUUCAGUCAUAUUCUUCCUUCCACACAAGCAGCUGCCCCAUGUUCCACCACUUGCCAUCAUCCCGUCGUCGAGACAGUACCAUUGCUGGCUCCAGGCCAGAGCCCUUCUUAAAUCUUCCCCAGAACUGGGAAACCCCUUCCCUUCCUGUUCCCACCCCACUCACUCUCACUAGACCUGCCUGAGGUGCCACCUCUCAGGCACCCCUCAGGGCA